AACAGAAAGAAAAGAAAUAGCGUAUCUUAUAGUUUAAGAAUAACAAACACGGUUUAUCUCUAACAUCAAAGCACCUUCCUGGUACUCUUCUUGUUUCCAAUUCCACCUAUAAAUUCCUAUUCAUUCUCUGAAAAUUCAUAAAACCCAAUCUUCAAAUUCUCUGAUCUCAUCACAAUCAUUAUGGCUUACCCUUAUCAACCUUACCCACCACAACCGUCUGCCUCUGCUCCGAUGCCGCCACUCCCCGCCGCCAUUUUCGGCCCUCAAUACUGUGCACCCUAUCCACUAGAUCUGGCCGUCGUGAAAAAGGUUAUGACAAUUUCAGACGGAAACUUCGCCGUCACUGAUGUCAACGGCAACAUCGUCUUCAAAGUCAAAGGCUCUCUCUUAACCCUCCGUGACCGCCGUGUCUUGCUUGAUGCCGCCGGCAACCCCAUCACCACCUUACGCCGCAAGAUAGUAACUAUGCAUGAUCGGUGGGAAGCUUACAGAGGCGAAAGCACAGAAUCAAAAGAUCUUAUAUUUACAUUGAAGAGAUCAUCACUAAUUCAGUUCAAGACCAAACUAGAUGUGUUUUUAGCCGGUAACACAAAAGAGGAUGUUUGUGAUUUUAAAGUCAAAGGUAGUUGGCUGGAACGUUCUUGUAUUGUUUAUGCUGGUGAAUCUAACAACAUUGUUGCCCAGAUGCACAAAAAGCACACUGUUAAGAGUGUUUUAAUCGGUAAAGACCAAUUCAUGGUAACAGUUUAUCCUAAUGUUGAUUAUGCUUUCAUAGUGGCGUUAAUUGUGAUUCUUGACGAGAUCAACGAUGAUGAAAAGGAAGAGUGAUUAGAAGAUUAGUGUUUUGUAUUUAUUUAUUACUAUUGUGUGGUUAUAAAUUGCUGAAAGGGAAAAGUGUUAUAUUAAGGGGUUUGGAGAUUAUGGAUAAAAGUUUUUUUUGUUUGGAGAACAUCAAUCACGGUCUAGCCAUUGUCCUACUCGUGUCUUGAUCUCGAUGUUUGUAUUAUAGUAGUGGAAUAUUCUGACCCGAUUUUAAGGGCCAAUAUUAAUUUUUUUGGGUAAAUUUUUACCCAACCGAAAUAUAA
Messenger RNA from Vicia villosa (hairy vetch), 1085 nucleotides. Its product is annotated as protein LURP-one-related 10-like. The coding region runs from base 181 to 828 and encodes 215 amino acids. Lineage: Eukaryota; Viridiplantae; Streptophyta; Magnoliopsida; Fabales; Fabaceae. The record is from RefSeq and is a predicted model, not a curated record. The transcript is spliced from 3 exons.